CCACCUCGUGUGCGGGCUUGCGCGGAGCUCCACUGCGCCGCAGUCGUCGUGGCCAUUCACUGUCACGUUUGCGCUGCAUCGAAGCUCUUCCCCGGGUGUUGCCGUCAAAGCUGUUCUAACAUGGUCGCGGCGAUUUCGUCGGCUGUGAUGUGAACCGUGGAUCGCUUCAAGUGUUCGUGCCAAGUUUACGGAUUGUGUAUACUUUGCAGCCUCGUAUUUCAGGAACAACUUGCCGUCACUGACGCAGUUCGGCAGGUUAAUUAUUUGUGCUCUUUCUGAACUGUCGAGGAACUUGGAGCUGCCCAAGUUUUCUUCUCUUGACCUUUUUGAUAAGACGGACGCUCGCCGUCGCCCCAGGACAACAGCCUCGACAGGCUGCACCUGUUUGUCGCUUGGCGAUAUAAAGUCGCUGAGAAAGAUGUAUCGGUGCAUCUAGGGAACUUGAAGAUGGUCUACACGAUUGUGCGUCGCAUACCUCGCCAGGAUUUCCAAUUGCUUUCUCCAAGAGCGCAGAUAUGCUCAUCAACUUGAGUACAUCCAGACUCGCGCAUUGAGGCAAAAUGUUAGCUUAAACUUGAUUGUUCGAGCCUCAUCACGCACUCAGGCUGUUCAUCUUCCAGGCCCCGCGCGAUCUUGCAUGGCUUUGUUCGCUUUCAAAGUGUAACUAGUGCAGUACGCCGAAUAAUUUAGGAAAGUAUCCCCUGUAGUGUCUGUCGUCUGCGGUUCCAUAUUUGUUGGGGAGACGAGGUCAAUUUACAUAUACUGUGAUGCCAUAGAUUGUUUAGUACGGUAUGUAAUUUUCUGACUGCCCGUCUUGCCAUCUUCCGAGUUUGCGUGUUCAUAUCAAUGACAGACGACCGAGCUUUCCUCAAAGAUAUAUUGCCUUUUCAGAGUCUUGGCGCUUUGCAGACACAGCAAACCCAAGCCAUUGAAAAGGUUGGUUUUGUCUCAGUAGUGCUGCUGUGCGGUGCGCAGCGUAAGCCCUGCCGUGGUGUGUUCACACCUUCCUCCUGUGCAUCGUCUGCGAGAAAGGAACGUUCGCAGAGUUGCAUUGUGCGCUCUCCGUGCGCUUUUGAGAAAUGUCGGAGCGGAAGCUUAGACUUGGGCAUGCAGGAAGUAGCUGCGCCUGAACUCCUCAAGCCACAACGUAUUCAGUGCUUGGUCCUGAAUUGCAUGCAAAGUUGUCAUAAGCGACACGUUGCCUCAAAAUACAUUAUGACGCCUUUAUUGCACGAAGUCGUCUGUACUCCCUGUCUCUGAAAGGAACGUUGCCGGGUGACUUGCCCUUCAACACUGGAUUUGUUGCACGAAAGAUGUGAACUGUUGUGCUUCAUUUUGAUAUCCAGCAUAGUAGCGGCCACAUUCAUUACCCGCAAUUUUCUUGGGCAUUGCAUCUGCUUGCUGCAGUGUUUUUUGGACAUCUUAGGUUGUACUAUUGCGGUCACACGUAGAUUUUCGUGGAGUGUUUCAAGCGACGUUUCUUACAAGCCUUCACGUAACGGCCGUGGUCAAGUGUGUCUGCCUUGCGCUGCCUUACGUCCUUUGCACGUUAGAAUCGCGGUUUUGCCCACCUUUAUGGGAGCUGGUGGUCAUUACUGUUGGACAGGUUCCCUCGUGGCGGUGCGCUGCGUUUUCUCUUCGCGAGCGCGUUUCUUUCUGAGAGUAGAUUGCGUUCCUACUGUGACCUGACUCCUGCAGGGCGAAUUAUGCAGCAGGGUAAACUUAGGUCUUGUGCAGCCUUUGAAAUCUCGCUACGUGUAAAAUCAUCUCUCUUCCUUUGCACCAGGUAAUUUCAUCGAGUUUCACAAAUACAGCUGUUUAUUUAUUUAUUAAUGGUAUUAUUUUUCAGCCGCAAGUGCCCAAAAGCCGUGGUCCCAGUGUUUAGUGACAUUCAUUGCGUCACAUAGAGCAGGAAGGAGGUUGUGGAGUUUGAACUACGUAGGGUUUCACGUAGUUCAAACUUUUUGCUUGUGAAUACUGCUGUGUGCGCACCUAGACGUAACUUCCUGGUGUGCUCUAUCGAGACCGCUUUCGAAGCAUCUGUAUCUCAGUGAGGGCGGUCAUGAAGCGUGAAGGGGUUUCUCAGCUAAGGAACUACGCUUGCCUGUCUUGAAAGCUCAUUGAGGAACAGCUGUUUUCUGUCCCGAUGUUUUAUCGUCUACUCCGGAUGAACUCGUCCGUUCCCUUAGGAAUAGCAUUCUGGUAAUCCCUCGCACUGUUCGUAGGCAGGUUGCCGAAACUGUCUCUCGGCAUCGUCGUUGCCUGCACGAAGCGCACCGCUUGGUGGAUUUAGGUGGGCGUUCAACCGUCAGCUUAGGUACAGUUGUCUGGCUCUGGCGGUUUUGUUACCGCCAAACUGUGGAGCGCCGAAAUGUGUCAGCAUGCGUCCAUCGAAAUUUGCGCGCUCAUUACUUGCCCCUUGAUUCGUAAGCACGGGCAGUACGCAGUUUACUCAUCCGCUUAUAAUUAUUAAGCACUUUGCGAGUGUAAAUUUGCGGACAAACCGUCGAGCGGCAGUACAGGAUCCACAAGGCAGUACCGUUGCUCUUUUUUUUUAUCGCCGACGAAACGACGUGACAGUCCGCCCGAGCUGGUGGGCGAGCCGCUGAAGCCGUCGCACCUACCGUGUUCAUGACUUAACAAUUGUUCGGUGACGUGUUCGCGCUGGCGUUCCAACCCCCGUGAUACAAGUAGUCUUCCUCAUUGCGCGGGGAGAGCCGCCUACGGAACGCAAGACCGUGACGAGAGACGGUGCCAUGCGUCGGUGUAACGGCGACGGGGGAUGCUCCGGCUGCAGAGAGCCUUCCUCAUCGUCGAACGUCAGCCCGACCCACGCGCCGUCCAGUGCAGACCGCAGCCCAGCAUGGCGGCUGUCCGCAGGCGGUAGCCGCGUCGGCUGGCGUUGGUACGUGACCGUGUGCGCACUGUCCUGGCUGUGCUACGUAAACGCGCUCAGCUGCGGAUUCGUCUUCGACGACGCAUCGGCUGUGCGGGACAACCGGGACCUUCGGCCGUCGACGCCCAUUGGCAGCCUGUUUGCGAACGAUUUCUGGGGAACACCGAUUCACAAGGAGCAGAGCCACAAGUCCUACCGGCCGCUCUGCGUGCUCACCUUCCGGCUCAACUACUGGCUGCACGAGCUGCGCCCCAUGGGAUACCACGUGGGCAACGUGCUUCUCCACUCGCUCGUCUGCGUGCUCUUCCUCAGGGUCUGCUCCAUGGUGGUCCCCGCCAGGGCCAGUGUCGCCGCUGCUCUGCUCUUCGCCGUUCACCCGGUGCACACCGAAGCGGUGACUGGCGUGGUUGGCCGAGCGGAGUCCCUCUCGUCUGUUUUCUUCCUGCUCGCCUUCCUGGCCUACAACAGAGCCAUCGACAGCUCCAAACGCACUGAGUGGCGCCCUCUUGCGGCGUGCGUGGCCCUCGUGGUGGUGGCGACGCUCUGCAAGGAGCAAGGCAUCACCGUGGUCGCCGUCUGCUUCACCUACGAGAUAUUCGUCGUUCAGGAGAUUCGUCCCCACCACGUGAUUCGGGGCCUGCGUUCCCUGUCCGGGAGCCCAGUAUGCGUUUCUCCGUCGUCGACCACGUUGGCCUCUUCGUCUGUAGCGCCGCCUUGCGGCUGGCUGUGGGAUUGCACGCAGCGUAUCGGCGCGCUCUCCCUCGGCGCACUCCUGCUCCUGGCCGUCAGGCUGCACAUCAUGGGCGCUCAGCUGCCCGUGUUCACCAAGUUCGACAACCCAGCGGCCGUGGCGCCCAGCCCCGUGCGACAGCUGACAUUCCACUACCUGCCGGCAGUGAACACGUGGUUGCUGCUGUUUCCUCACGCACUCUGCUGCGACUGGACGAUGGGCAGCGUGCCACUGGUGUGCUCCAUGGCUGACCCGCGGAACGCGGCCACGCUAUCACUGUAUGCGGCGCUGGCUACGCUGGCCUACGUGGCACUCUUCUCUUCCUCCUCCGGCCGCCGCAGGCUCCCCGCCACGGAUGACCAGAAGAAUGCCAUCUUCCUGAGCCUCUCCCUGCUGGUGUUUCCCUUCCUGCCGGCGUCCAACCUGUUCUUUCCUGUGGGCUUCGUGGUGGCUGAGCGGGUCCUGUACAUGCCCAGCAUGGGCUUCUGCCUCCUCGUCGCACAUGGCUGGCACACGCUGAUCAAGAACUACGCCGACAGUCGGCUGACCAAGAACUUCUUGUGGUUCGGGCUCCUCCUCCUGCUCGUGACGCACUCCUUGAAGACAUUUGUGCGCAACUUUGAAUGGGAGUCCGAGUACAGCAUCUUCAUGGCAGGUCUCAAGGUCAACAGCCAGAAUGCCAAGCUGUACAACAACGUGGGCCACGCACUGGAGGGACAGGGGGAUUAUGCCCGAGCGCUCGAGUACUUCCUCAAAGCUGCCAGUGUGCAGCCUGAUGACAUUGGUGCUCACAUGAACGUCGGACGCACGUACAACAACCUGCUGAUGUUUGAAGAAGCGGAGACUGCCUUUAGGAAGGCCAAGGAUUUGCUGCCUCGACCAAAGCCAGGCGAGCCAUACAAGGCACGAAUAGCUCCGAAUCAUCUGAAUGUAUUCCUGAAUUUAGCCAACCUCAUAUCAAGAAAUAGUUCACGUCUUGAAGAAGCCGAUGCUUUGUACCGCCAGGCAAUCAGCAUGCGUGUGGAUUACAUCCAAGCAUACAUAAACCGGGGAGAUAUCCUUAUCAAACUCAACAGGACCAAAGAAGCACAGGAGGUCUACGAGCGAGCACUUUCACUGGACGCCAGCAACCCCGACAUCUUCUACAAUCUUGGCGUUGUGUUCCUGGAGCAAGGCCGGCCAGGCGAUGCCCUCGUGUACUUCAACAAGGCCUUGGAGUUGGAUCCCGAUCACGAGCAAGCGCUGAUGAAUUCUGCCAUUCUUAUUCAAGAAAGUGGGAACUCAAAGCUCCGUCAGCUGGCAUUUGAAAGACUGGAGCUGUUGCUUCGCAAGGGUAAGACGAAUGAGCGUGUCUACUUCAACCUUGGCAUGCUCUCCAUGGACGACAAAAAGAUGGAAGAAGCAGAACGAUGGUUUCACUCUGCCAUACAAGUCAAGGCCGACUUCCGUAGUGCCUUGUUCAACCUGGCCCUGCUUUUAACUGAUUCAAACAGGCCACUGGAGGCUGUUCCACACCUUCAAAAACUUCUUGAGUCCCACCCAGAUCACAUUAAAGGACUCAUCUUGCUGGGUGACAUCUACAUCAACCACAUAAAGGAUCUGGACAAAGCACAACAGUGCUACGAACGCAUCCUGUCCCUGCAACCGGACCAUGUCCAGGCGCUGCACAACCUGUGCGUGGUGCAAGUGGAGAGGGGUGCACUGUACCAGGCUGAGGCCUGCCUCCUGCGAGCACUGAAGCUUGCACCGGGAGAGAGCUACGUUGCCAAGCAUUUGGCCAUCGUGCGCAAUCGCAUACGCAAGUAUCAAGAGCAUUUGAGGAAAGCAGGGACGCCAGUGCAUUCCGCAUCCUCCAGUGAGCCACCCAUGACGUCAUCAUCUUCGAAGCAUGCAGCACAGAGUACCAGCAAAGCAACAUGAAACCCAUGAGCAGCGUUGUUUGUGCCAAAUGUCAGUGCAACUGCGUACAGAAAGCUGUUUUUACAGGAGCCGGCAGAUGAACUGUCAAAUUUGGUGCAUUCUUUGUAUUGUGGUAGUGGAGGUGCAGAUGUUUGUUCCAUGGCAUUUUAUUGCAUAUACGAAAUGUGUAAAUUGAAGCGCCAGGUAUGCAUGCUGAAGCAAAACCCGACAUGUGCUUUGUUUGGCCAUUUGGGUGAGUUUGUGCAGCUGAGUUUCAUAAUGCCAUUUUAUUUUGGCACAAAACCCAAGGAGUGCACCUGAACAUAGUGUGAGGCUACAUGUAUUGUGAAAAGCCACAUUUCUACAAAAUGUGAGUGCAAAUUAGGCAGUUAGAAGAAUCAUGUAUACCUAAUACUUCUGUUUACUGUAGUCACGAACAAACCAUAAGUCCUCCAUUUAUAUAUGUGGCAAUGGCAUAAUUGACUUGGAAUGGCACUAGCCAUGAUUAGCACCUACAAGGGCUGCUUGGCCUUAUAAAAUGGUUCAGAAUCGCGUGUGCCUGACAUGUAUUUAGCCAUUGCAGAAAUGUUGGCCUGACCAAACUGUAUGUAGCAGAAGUGAUUAGUAUAUGUGAGACAUUGUUAUGGCAGGAAAAUAAGAUGGCAGUGGCUGUUGUGGUUUGAAGGUGAGAAAUAUGCAUGAAGCUGAGGCUCUGGUGAUGGCCUUCAUGUUGGCUAUGAGGUAACAUAGUGAAAGAAGAGCUCUGGGAAAUCCAUCCACGCCUUCAUGUUGUUUGUAUAUAGUUCUUUAUUGUAAUGAGAGACACACCAUACACUAUACUUUUUUGUUUUUGUAAGUUAACCGACCUGUUUCAGUAUAACAACUUGCACAAUACACAUAUAUAUCAAUGUUAGCAAGAGCAGUUAGAACAUAUCAGUGGGAAACUUAUGAGGUAACUUAUGGUUUCACAGAUUAUUGUGCAUGAUCAUGAUAAGUGAAGAGAGGAGUGAAAAUAGUGAAAUGGGGAAAUAUGAAGCACAGACAGUGCCUGUCGACAAGGCAGGCACUUUGGUUUGUCUUGUACAGUGUAAAAUAUCCAUGAAUUAUGGCAGCUAAGCUAUGCGCAUUAUAUUUUUGAGAAGUCGCCAUGUACACCACACAUGUGCUGCAGGAGAUGAAAUGUGUAGGCACAAUGUAAAGCAAGUCCUAUCUACACAUUUGCAGCUUGUUAGUAGCAUAAUGUACAUACAUGUUCAAAGAGAGACUUUUGCGCCGUACCAUAGGAUUGUUUGUGACCACAGUUGCCACUGUACAGAGACUGUGCAGCUAGCUUCUCUUUAGAACAUGCAAGUAAAAAGCUGACUCUAGAUGCAUGUACUUGAAGAGAUGUAUUUAUGCACAUGUAGAAGUGUUCGCUGUGUCAGGAGUCUAGAGUAAUUCAGCGAAAUGAAAUAAACUGCUUCUGCUAGCAGUGUCUACACUUGGGACCACAUUGCAGCUGACUUGCUGUGGAAGUUUGUAACAGUUUAUAUAUGGUGGCAUUGUGCUGUCAAAAAUUAAUUGGGGAUUGUUAUUUAGCAAAUUUAUUUCUUAGUGCAGGAACUGAGAUUUUCUCCAGUUCUAUUUUUGUUGAAGUUGGCUGCCUAGCAUGACAUAUCACUCACAGCAAUUUCCUUUCUUUGCAGAACUUGAGAAUUAUAUCAGUACCAAGUUUACCAUAUCAUUUCUUAACCUUGCAUCCACACAUCAGGAAUAGCCACAAUGAACUUUUCAAAUUUCUCUAAAGAAUAGAUUAUGUGGAAAGGUCGAUCUCUCUUUCCCAUAGUUAUUUUUUAUUACUUUAGUGCUCGGAUAUCAAUUUUGUACAUACACUGUGCGUUCUCUGCAUCUUUCUCACUGGAUAUUUUAGGCUUUACUUCACAUAGUUUCCAGCUUUUAUUUUACAUACGCAACUCACAGUGAUUGCACAGUUACUGAUAUGACUUGCUUAACAGGUAGGCUUUGUCUCUAUUGUUUAAUAUGUGAAAAACAUAUUGUAGAUGAUUUCAUGCUGUUUGAACUAUUUUAACACGAUAGCGUUAAAGGCACCGUGUGGCACAAAAUCGGGUGUUGGCGCCGGCAGCGAUGUCCGUAUGAAAAAAAUCAUCCCGAACCACGCAUCCCAAUCCAUGCAGGCUCUCUGCGUGGCGCAUGGGCGUUACUGAACUAAUUGAAUUUCUCAAAAUAAAAUGCGUCAGAAAAUUUAUAAAGUACAACUUAUGCAAAACCUACAGACAUGACAGCAUCAGAUUGUAAUUUGAAUAUACAAGAAAACAUGAUUCUGCUACAUGGGAUCUCAAACUCAAACCCCCUUUCCAGUUGCCGUUUGAGGUAUAACUUAGCAGGAGCAGCAUGCCCCGCUCGAUUCCUUGCAACACCAUCCAGAUGGCCUCUGCGGCAGCAUCCACCGUAGGCGGGAAAACAUAAGAAAAGAAGAAACAGAAAGCUCGCCUUUGUUUUGCCACCACUGUUUCCAGGAAAACACUACGCUUAUAUAGUUACCCAGAAGCGUGAGAAGCAGUCAGGGAUGUUUGAGUGCCACUGCGUUGCACUCGUAAAGGCGAAGCUUAAGUGUCCUCCAAAAUUUUUUAUGAGAUAGUGUCCUGCACCUUUUUCAGUAUACAUUUUCAAUGUGAACAAAAAUUGAAGUAUACAUGUUACAAGAAAAGCAGGCAGAUCAGACCCAGUAUGGUUAUUCUUGUGCUGCUCUUGCACCUUUGGUAUGCAGGAAAAAAGUUGAGGCUAGAUGUGGAUGGUGCAGAGCGUUCCUCUCCUUCGUCUUCAUUAAAUUUUUGUGACAUUUAGGUUCCUAACAGUAAAUUCUACAUUUGUUUGGAACUGCAUUUUCUACUGAGUACAGUUAUCUAUAAAAAAUGUGUUUUAGCUACUCAUAGCUGGACCUUUGCUGUGGAAACUAUAAUCCAGAAUAAACGCCAUGUCUUUGUCUAAGAAGCAGUGAGGGAGCUACUGAAGACAGUUGCCUGUUGGGUUGAAGCGGAGUGAGUGGUACUUCAGUGUUGUAUGAUACAAAAAAUGUUGAUGCGUUUUUCUUGUAGCUUCAACAUUCCAUGCAGAAGCAGUGCAAUUUCCUUGAGUAUUAUGCAUGAACGUAAUUUUGUCUGCUGCCGGUACAUUUAGCAGAAUGAAUCAUGUUCUGUUGUGCUGUGUUUUGGCUGCUCGCUUUCUUAAGCUUACUACGUUUACAUGUGAUAUGUACUCCUGCCCAUAAAUUUGUUUCGAAUAUGACAAGGCUAACUACUUUUCACUGUAGUUUAUUUGGUUAUUGAAGAGUUGUAAAAUAUAAGUGCCUCAAAAAUUUUUAAUCACUGAUAUUCAGCAAUUUCUAUAAAAUACUUGAGAUCUGAAAUCGAAAUUCCAGUUCAAGGAGUUGGGAGAAAUUAUAAUUCUCUCUCAAAUGCAGCACAUUUCAUUCAAAUUGAUUCAGGGGUUGUCUGAUGAGAGCACUUGUGCUUUUCACAUAUAUUCGAGAAGGAAAUCAAAGUCACUCGUGAGAUAAAGCUUCUAUUUAAGACGUGCACUGCAUAGGAUUCAUGUACAAGUGCAAAAUCCUUAGUGGCAGGCUUAUUAGGUGGCAAGACAUCUUUGCACUUCUCCCAGUCCCUAAGCUUUUGUGGACAGGUCUUACAAGUGGGAGGCAGGUCUAGAAUACUAGCUACCAGAUGCAUAUGGCAUGUAAAGGACUUGUUUCUAGCAUGCCCACAUAUUCUGCAAAUAACAGUUCAUAUUCGUUGCAUAUGCAUGAAGAUUUAUUGGGACAACACCGUGUAAUGCACCUGUAAUAUAUGAUACACGGCUCCAAAUUUUGGUAUCUCUGAAUAAGCACCAAAUAAUAGUCACAGCUGAAUGUGUGCUUUGACAAAAUAAUGUUGCACUCAUUUAGGCUCCUCGCAUAUGUUCUUUUACUUAUUUAUUUUUCUCAGGGAAGGGAAGAAAAAGUAAUAUGGAAAUUGCUUUUGGCAAACGCCUAAAUGCUGGCUUUGUAACUUGGUUUCAAAAGCAGAAAAGAAGUUGCAACAACAAAUUUAACAAUCUAAAAACUUGGUCAUGUUCAUCUUUUAUGGGACCAUAGGAAGAGGUCAUAAGAGCCAGAAAAAGAAUAAAUAAAAAGAUGAAAUGGAUAUUAGCAAGGUGAAAGAUUAUUUAAAUCUGGACAUCUUGGCCCCCAUGUGGGAGCCUUGUUCAAAGUGAAGUUCAAGAAAGAUGAGCGUGAGGUUAGGUGGCUAUUCAAAAUGCCAGUUCCAAAAAUGCUGCCAAAGUUAAAAUUAAUAGAAAUAAUAUAGUUCUAAACAUGGCUAACUUAAAUUAUUAGGGGUGUUAUCUCACGUCUUAUCACUGUUAUCACUGAGGUUUACAUGUUUCUAGCUUUUUGGCACAUUUUAUGAUGUAGCAACUAACAGGAUGACAAUGAUAAUGACUAACACCAUGGCAUUGGUGGCAGCAGAUGCCAUGCUGUGGAUAGCUUGCAUUCAUGUAAGCAAUACAGACUGCCAAUCGAAUAUACAAGUACAGCACAUUUUGCAGAUGUAACACAUGGGAAUAUACAAACUAGAAGCACUUUUAAAGAAUUCUACUCCAUUUUCGUUUUACAAUAAUAAAAGUAAGCAACAAACAUAUUCUAUUUGUGGUUGUUACAAUACAUGCACUCGACAUAUUCCAAUAAUUCAAUCUUGAUUGAGCCAUAAAAUGGGGUCUGAUUAUCCGUGGUGGAAUGGUGGAGUAUGAAAACUGAGAAAGCUCGGAAUUACUCCAGCUAUACAUCUUUUCUAUUUCUUUUUUUUUUUUUCAAAGUACAUAUGGCUUUGGGCAGUGAGGCCUAAGUUUCAUUUACUGCUUUAUCACUGUGACUUUGCAUCCUGGUUGCCAUCAAAUCAGCACUAAUUUUUCAAGGGAAAGGUGGCUGUGAAUGGGCAAAAAAUUUUAAGAGCCCCUCAUCAAGGUCCCAUUUCAAAUUUUAGUUAUAUGCUGAAAGUUCUUAAAGCCUCUCUAGGGAUUGCUCUGCCAAAAGUAUUAGAAGAAGACAUAGAUGAAAUUGAACACCCUGUUACCAUACCUCUAGGAAGCAAGCGUCACUGUCAACACAGGCACCCUCUCCCUCCGCCUUGAGUAGCAUCCGCAGGCGACACUCGUUCCCCGCCUUCCCCGAUAGCGGUGCCGAAACACUUCGUCGGGCUAAUGUGUGGCAAGCCCCGCCUCCCAUCUUUUUCUUCUCUUCCUUUCUUGCUGUGUGGCCCAUUUCCAGUGGCAGCAUUGCGCAUUCCACAUUGAACGAUUGACCAAAGUAAUCUAUCAUGGUGAAAGACGUUGCUAGGACAGCAUUUACGUCGCAGCAUUUGUAUGUGUUACCUCGACUUCCUGGCUGGGAGCUUUCUCAAGACAUGCAGCAUUUCGUUUAAAAUUUCCGCAGUUCUUGUGGCACACAGCGCUGUAUUACUUUGCAGACCCGACCCGUGUGUGAAAUAUAUGCUGAGCUUGUCUGUUUAAAAUGGCCAAACCUGGUGAGGAGCCCUUUAAAGGCAGCUGAUAUAAAGAGCACGUAUGAGUAUUUCUUAAGAAAAAUGCAGACUACAUUGUAGAUAUGCCUUUGAUGCUGGCUUUGUGUGAAUCAAGGUCUUGUUUUCCGCAUGAAUGUUGUUGUACAAUAUAUUACAUUGCUCGGCAUGUCACAAGUGCUACAAAAUAUGGCAUGCAUCCAUUACACCGAUGGAGCUGAGAUAUGUAUUCAUGGAGUGCCGUAUGUGCAUAUACUGCAAUUCUGGAUUUGUUCUCAAGGAAGGUAUGCAAUCUAUGCUGUAAUUAUUGAACAUGAUCAUUACAAGGUUUGUGCAAUGGUAUGCAGUUUCAUUCAAUCUUUACACAACAAUGGUACUACAUAUACAUUGAUAUUGCUACUGUUUAUUGCGAUAAUCCUGAGUAACCGCAACACAUCUUCUGAUUGGUGUACAAGCUUCUGUGCUCAUGCAGUAUGAACUUUUUUUGGAUGGUCCCAGAACCAUGAAAUAAUUGCCCAAUUUGUUUCAUUAUCCACUUUCUUGAAACUAAUGUCUUCCAGUCCGUGGAGUGGCAAGAGGAAAACCACGUACAGAAAGUAAGCUGGGUGCAGCAGUUGCACAUUUUCUGGUCCUUGUUACAGCUGGUAAUUAGAAAACAUGGGAAAUAUUCUUGCUGAUCACCUUUUCUUUGUAUUGUUAAAUCACUAACUUCAUUCUAGUACACUGUGAUGUGGGACAUAAAAGAUUUGUUGCACUUUUAAAAGGUAAAUGCAUAUCUAUUGAUAGGAUUGGUUUGUGUUAUUGUAAUCUAUGUCAGACCGAAAGUAGUAAAUGGGACCAAAUAUAGAUAUGCUUACAGAAAAUGUUCUCAUUGUGAGCACCUUGAAUAGCUCACUUUUUUAUGUUUUCCAUAAACUUUUAAUAGAUAGCCCUCUCCAUAUAGUAGUCCUGUCGAUGUACAAAGCUACAACAGCAAAAAAAAAAAAAUGCUGCUUCUGUGCACUUGGGCAUGCACGGGCUUGGCAAAAUUUUGCAGGCACAUUACUGUGGGCACUAAAAAAUCAUAGAUAGGUUUAGUAGCUUUUGGCUUUGUGUGCUUUGGUCAUUAGGAAAUACACAGUGCAUUUUGAACAUAGUGUAAAAACGUGCAUUUGGUAGACCGAGGGUAGCCUGCAAGGCCAUAGGGCACAUCAAAGUGUGCAGAGAUUGGGGGAAGAGAGGGUGUUAGGGAAGGCUCCCACGCAUGCUCAGUACUGCCAGCUGGCAUUUCUCCUCAGAAAGGGGGGUGGGGUAGGGGUUGGGCCCGCAGGGCCCAGCCCCCUCUAUAUCCCUUAGUCAUUGGUUGGUAACCUAGUGAGACUAUACAGUUCAGUUCGCACUGUGUAGUUGGCCAUAAAGUCAAGUCCACAUCCCAGGCAAUAAUCACAUCGCCAGAUAAUUUUGCUGUUUUUCCACAAUAAAAACAAUAAUGUGACUGCAGCCUUACUUUCAGCAGUGCUCUCAUGAAUCAUUUGAUUUAAUGUUAGUCCUUCAUAGGCAUGAAAGGUAGUUUGUGCACCUUCUGCUGUGACAUUUUAAUCUCACGUAUGUCCACUUUGCUCUUUACUUCACAUGAGCAACUGUGUUUUCCGCAGAAAAUGCCAGAGAAAAUGUGUUAUUCAUGUAGCAUUUCUACCCUGCGUGGUGUCAGGAGAUGCAGAGGUUGGCAGCUGGUGUGGCUGUAACCCAACAGUUGUCAUGAAAACUCAUGCAUAAGCUUUGCGAAAUGUGUUGCUGUUCUUUGUUUCAUAUUGUAAUCCAAGUAGUCUUCCACAGUGCAGUGUAAUUUUCUAUCUGUUGCAUUUUUAAAAUCUCUGGCGACUUACCUAGUGUGUUGAUACAUCGAGAGUUGGCAAUAAAUAUGUUUUUGCUGCAAUCUAA
Molecule: messenger RNA, 12994 nt
Organism: Dermacentor andersoni
Lineage: Eukaryota; Metazoa; Arthropoda; Arachnida; Ixodida; Ixodidae
Gene: Tmtc3
Product: Transmembrane O-mannosyltransferase targeting cadherins 3
Biological process (GO): protein O-linked glycosylation via mannose
Cellular component (GO): endoplasmic reticulum
Molecular function (GO): mannosyltransferase activity; protein binding
Source: RefSeq, a predicted model, not a curated record